Messenger RNA from Tigriopus californicus, 812 nucleotides. RefSeq names its product small ribosomal subunit protein uS4 (gene RpS9). Bases 174 to 752 code for a protein of 192 amino acids. Gene Ontology annotation, molecular function: structural constituent of ribosome; rRNA binding. The transcript is spliced from 2 exons. Gene Ontology annotation, cellular component: cytosolic small ribosomal subunit. The record is from RefSeq and is a predicted model, not a curated record. Gene Ontology annotation, biological process: positive regulation of translational fidelity; translation. Lineage: Eukaryota; Metazoa; Arthropoda; Copepoda; Harpacticoida; Harpacticidae.
AGCCCUGGAUCAGGCCCCCUUCCCAGGCUAGCUAGGCCGGAGUGAUUACGUUCUUAUGAUGCGUUGACGGCCCUCGUCUCAGCUGUUUGUUGGUACAAUCAGCUGCUUCGUUCUUUUUCCGGAAGUCCUCCGCAGCGAAACAUUCGACAGUUGGACGGACGACGACCCGCACCAUGGUGAACGGCCGUUUGCCCACGAAUUAUUCCAAGGUGUACGCCACUCCCCGACGACCUUUCGAAAAGGCUCGUUUGGACCAGGAGUUGAAGCUCAUCGGAGACUAUGGACUACGUAACAAGCGCGAGGUCUGGCGCGUCAAAUUCGCCUUGGCCAAGAUCCGCAAGGCCGCUCGUGAGCUCUUGACCUUGGAGGAGAAGGAUGCCAAACGCCUGUUCGAAGGUAAUGCGCUCUUGCGUCGUUUGGUCCGCAUUGGUGUCUUGGACGAGAGCCGCAUGAAAUUGGAUUUCGUGUUGGGCCUAAAGGUCGAAGAUUUCUUGGAACGCCGCCUCCAAACCCAGGUGUUCAAGUUGGGAUUGGCCAAAUCCAUCCAUCACGCUCGCGUCCUAAUCCGUCAGCGUCACAUUCGUGUCCGUAAGCAAGUGGUGAAUGUGCCCAGCUUCGUGGUGCGAUUGGAUUCGCAAAAGCACAUUGAUUUCUCCUUGAAGUCGCCCUUCGGAGGCGGACGACCCGGACGCGUCAAGAGGAAGAACGCCAAGAAGGGAGGCGAUUCGAAACAAGAGGAAGACGAGGAUUGAUCUAACAGAUAGCGAUCAUUAUGAUGGUGGAACAAUAAACAAAAGCCUCCGCUCUGUUGA